AUGGCUAGCCUUUUAUCUUGGAACGUGCAUGGAAUUGGAAACAAGCCAACUCCCAAAUUCCUUAAACGACUUAUCCGGUCCAGGAAAAUUGAUCUCUUAUUGUUACAAGAGCAAAUGAUUCGCUCAUCCAGGAGGAAAACAGUCACAACCACCUUGGGUUUUCAGCAAUCCAUCGAAGAGGCAUCAGUUGAAGGAAAAGUCUGGAUUCUUGCUAAUCCUCCUUUAUCAGUUCACACUGUAGCAGCGUCCAAGCAGAGUAUUAGCAUCCAUGUCACAACUACUAAGCACAACAUAUCUGUUCACAUUACUUCAAUCUAUGCAGCGUGUAAUUGGCACGAGAGACAAUCCCUCUGGGAAGAAAUCCAGGCAUUAUCCACCACAAUCUCUAGCCCUUGGCUUUUAUGUGGUGACUUCAACACCACCGCUAGUCCUGAAGAAAGAAUUGGGACAUCUCAUCCAAACUCUAGGAGCAUGGAAGAUUUCAGGACUGUUAUUUCCAAUGCAGGACUAUUGGAUGCAGGCUACAUUGGAUCCAAAUUUAUCUGGUGCAACAACAGAUCAGUGCUUAGUAGGCGCUGGGCUAGGGUAGACAGGAUGUUAUUCAACAUGGUUUUCUUAUUCCAAAAUAUGUGGACUCUUCAUGAGAACUUUCUCAAUAUAGUCCAAGCAUCAUGGGCGCACAAGGAGCAGGCCUCUCCCAUGUUCCAUCUGUUUCUUAAGAUGAAGAGGCUUAAGGCCACUCUCAAGGCAUGGAAUAUCACUGUUUUUGGAAACAUUUUCCAAUUUGUUAAGAAUGCUGAAGAUGAGGUGACCAAUGCUGAAUUCAAUCUCAUACAAUCCGGAACUGAUGAGGACAGAGAGAAAUUGAACCUGGCUGAAGCUCAGCUUAAGAGGGCCCUCCAAGAAGAAACUUAUUGGAAACAGAAGUCCAGAGUCACAUGGUUGGAUGUUAGAGACAGGAACACCAGUUUUUUUCACUCUUCAGUGGUCGACAAAAAAAGAAGAGCAUCCAUCUCCUCUACCCGCCUUCCCUCAGGUUCCUCUCUUCACUCAGAAUCAGACAUUGGAGCAGAAGCCAUUAGGAAAAUUGUUGGGGGCAACAUUAUAUUCAAGUUGGACAUGGAGAAGGCCUACGACAGGAUGGAAUGGGUUUUCAUUGGGAAGACAAGACAAGCUAAUCUAGAAACUUUUGCCGUCUGGAAAGUUCAACUCAAAAUCUGCUUAGAAUGCCAUCCGAGCCUUCGCCUCAAUCAACCAUGGACACCCUGGGCUUGGAAUAAAUUCCUUCCUCCAAAGAUUGGCAUUUUCAUGUCGAAAGUGAUGCAUGGAGCAGUCCCAGUUGAUUCUGCAGUUCAGAAAUUAGGCAUCAGCCUGGCGUCUAGAUGUGAAUAUUGCAAGCCCUCCCACCCAAGCAACCAGCAGUCACAAGCAGCCCUACUUCUUUCCUCACACGUCUAG
Magnolia sinica is the source of this 1458-nucleotide messenger RNA. RefSeq lists its product as uncharacterized. The record is from RefSeq and is a predicted model, not a curated record. The coding region runs from base 1 to 1458 and encodes 485 amino acids. Lineage: Eukaryota; Viridiplantae; Streptophyta; Magnoliopsida; Magnoliales; Magnoliaceae. Gene Ontology annotation, molecular function: catalytic activity. The transcript is spliced from 4 exons.